Molecule: messenger RNA, 573 nt
Organism: Aspergillus mulundensis
Lineage: Eukaryota; Fungi; Ascomycota; Eurotiomycetes; Eurotiales; Aspergillaceae
Product: cupin domain-containing protein
Exons: 1
Coding region: 1-573 (190 amino acids)
Source: RefSeq, a predicted model, not a curated record
AUGUCCACCACCUCAAGACCCCCCAAGAACCUCCCCCUCCUCUCCCGCCACAUAACAACCCACAACGCCAACGGCCAAGCCAUCUUCUCCACAACCCUGUCCCCAACCAUGCCCGUCUCCCCAAUCCCCGACGGCGCCGACUUCUCCCUCGCCUACACAACAUCCACCUACCCCGUGCGCCUGCCCAACGACCCGGAAACCGACGUCCUCGAGUACGCCUCCUACCUGGCGCCCGGCGCCGCGCCGGGCCUGGUCGUGUCGAGCGGGAGCGUCUGCCGCAUUGUGGACAUGCAGCCCGGCGCCCUGAGCCCGAUGCAUCGCACUGUCUCGCUCGAUUACGGGGUUGUGCUUGAGGGUGUGGUCGAGCUGGUGCUGGACUCUGGGGAGAGCAGGGUGUUGCGUCGGGGCGAUGUUGCGGUGCAGCGCGGGACGAACCAUGCGUGGAGGAAUGUUAGUGGGGAGGGCAGGUGGGCGCGCAUGUUGUAUGUUUUGCUUCCGGCGGUGGGGGUUGAGGUUGGUGGCAAAUUGCUGGGCGAGGAGUUGGGGGAGAUGGGGGUUAGGGGGAGUACUUGA